GUAAGUGUUGAAAAUCUUGGAAAUUAGUAAUUAGGGUUUGAACAAGAUUAGAGUUUGGGAAUUCUUUGAUUAUUGAUGGGAUUUACAAUUUUUUCUUUUAGGUUUUUAUUGUUAUGAAGAAAGGAAGAACAUUGUGUUGUGGUUGUGAAGAUUAGUUAGAUUAGUGUGUGUGUGUGUGUUUACAUGUAGAAGGGAUAGAAAUGGAUAAAUGGAUGGUUGCAGUUGCUGCUGGUGCUGGCUAUAUAGCUCAGCAUUUUAAAAAAAAUAGGCAGGAUGGUGAGCAAGUAACGUCUAAAUCAUCGGUCGAGGAUGUAGAACUUGAAUCCCCAAAGCAACCAUCCGAUAAGAAAUGGCCCUUCCGCAGGUUGUCAAGGAGAGAUAGUUUGAAAAAAGAUGAUUCUGAAGUUAGAAGUGAGGUUUGUGUUAGUGAGUUUGAUGUUGAAAAGGGGAUGGUUUCGGGAAGUUAUGAAGGUAGCAGUGUUUUUUCUGCAUCGAGUUUGUUCCCUGGUUUUAUUGGUAGUGGUGGAAUUUUAGGAGAUGCUGAAAGAGGUAGAGUGAGUGAAGGGAAGGGUGAGUUGGUUAAUAAACCCUUGACUCCUAGAAGUAGAAUGUUUCUUAGAAGUAGGCGAAAGAUUGGUGUAGCUUUUAGACCUUUAAGUUCUUUAGAAAGUUGCCUUAGGGCUCAGUUGCAUACAGAGCAUGUUGAAAUGAAUCCUUCUAUGCAGACUGUGAGGCCAUUUUUUGUGACUGAUGGCAGUAAUGUGAUUAGUAGGGCAAGUGGUGAUUCUUUUGUCGUGCAAAGUAAUGUUGUGGAAAAGAACAUAAAAACAUAUUCAGAAGAAAAUAAAACAGGAUUAACGGAUGCAACUCUGCUUGUUUGUCUUGGGAUGUCAUUUGGGAUAUUGUAUUCUUUCAUGUCAAAUAAACUUGAGGUGGAAAGGUUGAACCGUGUGUUGAAGCAGAAAGAUAAUUUGGUUCAAGAUCUUGAAGAGGAGCUUGAGAUGAAAGAUUCAUUAAUCAUGAAAGAGCUUACGACCGAGGAUCAUAAAUCACAAAGAAUGGGCCGUGGUUCUUUAUAUGAUGGAUCACCUACUUUGGUUUCUGAUGAGCAUAAUAACCAAGAAUCUGUUGUUAUAAAGGCAAAGGAUGAUUCUUUCAGUAAAAUUGAAGCCGAGCUUCAAGCUGAGCUUGCAAUGCUUGAAUUGAAUAUGACUUCAUCCACCUUAGAACGGAAGAUUUCAGAUCUUGUAGAGCAUGAUCCAGACUUUGAGGCAGGCGUAGCUGAGGUUGAGUUAAGGGCUGACAUGCUAGAUAACCAAAGUAACGCUGAUGAAGAUGAUAGGGGAAGCUCCACUACAACUCAUUCUGCAAACUACGCAGUUUCUCCUAGAGAAUUGAGUUUACGGUUACAUGAGGUCCUUCAAUCACAACUUGAAGAACGUAUCAGAGAGUUGGAAGCAGAAAUCGAAAGCCAACAAGUUCAAAAUUACAAAUCUUGGAAUGAUGUCCUGAGCAGUGAUGCAGGAGAUGAAAUCCAUGUAGAUGGACCUGUUGUUUUAAAUCUAUCAGGUGAAGCUUUAGAUGCUUAUAAAGAGGCUUGUAAUGAGUUUGCAAAACUUGAUGAAUCAGAGGAAGAUGUGGAUGGAACACCAAUGUAUCAGUUUGAAGAUGACGGCUCACGUAAUGGCGCUGGAACAAGUGAAGAUGGGAAGGAUUUUGAUGACGACGAGAUGGAGAAGCUGUUGAUAAAGCAUAUAGUGGAGAAAGCAAGACAAGGGUCCCCCGUAGUUUUAAAUGCACAACGGGCAUUGUUUUCUGAAUGAUGCAAGUCAUAUUUUUGUUUGUAAACAACAUAUAUGUAGGUCAAUGAUAGUACUGUUUUUGACAUGAAAUACAAGUUAACAGAUCUUUCUUUUGAGCCAAAA
Molecule: messenger RNA, 1925 nt
Organism: Erigeron canadensis
Lineage: Eukaryota; Viridiplantae; Streptophyta; Magnoliopsida; Asterales; Asteraceae
Exons: 2
Coding region: 201-1823 (540 amino acids)
Biological process (GO): asymmetric cell division
Source: RefSeq, a predicted model, not a curated record